Molecule: messenger RNA, 711 nt
Organism: Brettanomyces bruxellensis
Lineage: Eukaryota; Fungi; Ascomycota; Pichiomycetes; Pichiales; Pichiaceae
Exons: 1
Coding region: 1-711 (236 amino acids)
Source: RefSeq, a predicted model, not a curated record
AUGUCCAAAAAAUUCAAUCCAGCAUUAAUGAUAAUCGACCUUCAGGAGGACUUCCUUCCCCCAAAUGGCUCAUUGGCUGUGGAUCACGGUCGUGAUAUCAUUCCAAAGAUUCUGGAGCUUCUUGAUUUGUCAAAAUAUGGAUGGAAGGCAGUUAUUGGAACAAAGGAUUGGCACCCGGAAGGACACAUAUCGUUUGCAUCAACACAUAAUCAAAAGCCUUACACUACAAAGACAUUCCGCAGUCCGGACAAGGAAUCAAAACAGGAGAGACUUGAGACUCUAUGGCCAGAUCACUGUAUUCAGGAUUCGUUUGGUGCUGCAUUUCCUGAAGAGUUUGCCAUAGUGUUCAACAAGAUGGUCCAGGAUCAGCCAGUUCCAACAGCAUUGGUCAAAAAAGGCUAUCUCAAAGACAGAGAGUAUUAUUCAUGCUUUAUGGAUGUGUGGAAGAUACAUCAUACAGAAUGUGAGAAGUUUCUCAAGGAUCAUGAUAUAACAGAUGUGUAUGUUGUUGGUUUGGCGUACGAUUACUGUGUGUUGAAUUCAUCCAUAGAUGCCGCUGAUCUGGGCUUUAAUACUUAUGUUGUCAAGGAUCUUUCCAAGGCUGUUGCUCCGGAGAGUAAUAUAGACACAGAAAAAUCUUACCAGGAGCACAAUAUCCACUUGAUAACUUCUGAUUCUCCCGAAUUGAAAAAGGUGGAGGCUCAAUAUUGA